Molecule: messenger RNA, 1494 nt
Organism: Perkinsus marinus ATCC 50983
Lineage: Eukaryota; Perkinsozoa; Perkinsida; Perkinsidae
Exons: 12
Coding region: 1-1494 (497 amino acids)
Biological process (GO): protein phosphorylation
Molecular function (GO): protein kinase activity; ATP binding
Source: RefSeq, a predicted model, not a curated record
AUGGCCACUAGUGGGGCCCGGUAUCUACCGCUCAUUGUGACGGUCGGUGGCUUUGUCCCAGCAGCACUAGCGUGGCAACGAGUUGACAAGCAGGGCCGUGACGGGCUCCGACGUUCCCUCACCUUCUGGUCAACUGCCCUGCCAGCGUUCGCGGCAUACAAAGCCGUGGAGUGGUACGCUGAGUCCUCCCCAGCAGCGAUACGACCAACGACACAGCAAGCUGAUAAUUUGUACGAGUCCUUGCAUGAGAUGUACAGCCCUAUUGUUCGCAACGCCACGGUGGCUUUGCGCGGCUUCUACCUCAAGGCCAGCCAAAUGAUGAGCCUACGAGACGAGUUUUUACCGAAGCAGUAUUUAGAAUGGUGCCGGAAGAUGCAGGACCAAGCCCCUGUUGUGAUGUCCUUUGCUGAGGCCGAGCAGGUCAUUAAGGAAGACCUUGGCAUUACUGACUUGUCAGAAGUUUUUCAAUUCAUAGACCCUCACCCAGUAGGGAGUGCCAGCAUCGGCCAAUGCUAUCGAGGGGUCCUCCGAGAAGAGUACGGUGGUCAUGAAGUCGCUAUUAAGGUCCAACCCGAGAACGUUGAGGCCCAGUUUAGAGCGGAUCUAGCCUCGUGUCGGGCCUUCUGUAAAAUGGCCCUACCUCAGCUGGUUCAACCCCUGGAUGAGAUAGAAAGUCAGUUUUUAACAGAGUUCGACUAUCAACUAGAGGCUCAGAACAUGGAGGAGAUCCGCCAGCAAAUUAUGCCCAAGUGGAGCCACAAAGUUGUGAUACCGAAGUCCUACCUAGACCUUUGCACCAGGAGAGUAUUGGUCAUGGAGUACCUCAAGGGUGGCACCAAGCUUCUCGACGGCCUCAUGGACUUUCUGCGACAAGAAGCUGUAAGGCAGGGCCGACCGGUUGAGGAACUCGAGCAUGAGCAUGUUGAACGGCUGCGACAAAGGAAAAAUCUAUCUCAUACUACUGUCGAGGCCUACAGACAGAGUGCUCGGAAGGUCUUGGUCCGGUCCAUGGAUGCAUUGUGUGCCGCUGUCUACCUCUGCUCACUGGGCACUGUCGGUCACUGGGGCCUUACUCCCCUACCCCCUAAUACUGCUGACCUCCUGGCAACUGUGAUGGAAGUUCAUGGCGAUCAAGUAUUCACACAUGGUACCUUCAAUGGCGAUCCCCAUCCUGGCAACAUCCUCCUUAUGCCUGAUGGCCGCUUGGGCCUCAUCGACUUUGGACAAGCAAGAGAGAGAGUUAAGCGUCUGGACCCGGCCUUCCGAGAACAUAUGGCGCGUCUCGUUAUUGCCUUGAACGACCACGACGAUGCAACUACGAUGAAGGUGUCGCCUCCCGCCUCGGUCACUACACCAUGCAUGGUUCAGAUCCUUUUUGCGACCGGGUAUCGACACAAAUACAACGACCCCGAGACAGCUCUCCGCUUGAUUGCAUUCUGGCUAGACAGAGACACUACCCCUGAUGUCAUUCCCGAAGGUUCGUAUGACCUAUGA